Messenger RNA from Insectozyma verbasci, 846 nucleotides. NCBI's taxonomy places the organism in Eukaryota, Fungi, Ascomycota, Pichiomycetes, Serinales, Debaryomycetaceae. The record is from the annotation of a GenBank genome assembly.
AUGUCAUCUACAUCUUCGACAUCUGUUAUUCCCUCAAAAUCAAUAGAAAAUGGUCUAAAUCCUAAAACACAAGAAGAAACAUAUGUUCAUGACGUUUACAAUGAAAUUGCAUCGCAUUUUUCUCAAACUAGAUAUAAGCCAUGGCCGAUUGUUGAAAGAUUUUUACAAUCUAGAUCAAGAUAUUCGAUUGGUUUAGAUGUUGGUUGUGGUAAUGGUAAAUAUUUAAAUGUAAAUAAGGACUUAUAUAUCAUUGGUACUGAUAGAUCUGAAGGUUUAAUUAAUUGUGCUCAAACGAUUUCCAAAAAUUCAUUUAAUUUGGGUAUAUCUGAUGGACUUUCAUUACCUCAUCCUAACAAUAGGUUUGAUUUUGCAAUAUCAAUAGCAGUAAUUCAUCAUUUUGCAAAUGAAGAGCGAAGAAUAGAAGCAAUUCUGCAUAUAUUAUCAAAAUUAAAACUUGGUGGUGAAUGCUUAAUAUAUUGUUGGGCAUUAGAACAAGAAACAUCUCGACGAGGUUAUAAAGAAGGUGAUAACCAAGAUAUUUUAAUACCCUGGGUUUUAAAGAAACAACAACAUUUACCAAAAAAAAAGAAGAAGAAUAAUAUGAAGAGAAAUUCAAAAGAGAAAAUAGAGGAGUUAUAUGAUAAUAAAGAUGAUAAAAUGAAAGAAGAAGAGGAAUUAUUUGAUAAUGAUAAUAAAGAUGAUGAAAUUGAAGAAACAAAAUAUAGAUAUUAUCAUCUUUAUAAAAAAGGAGAGUUAAUUGAUAAUGCUCUUCAAACAAAGAAAUGUAUAAUAAUUGAUGAUGGAUAUGAAAAAGAUAAUUGGUGGAUAAUUAUAAAAAGAAUUUAA